AUGCGCCCACCCCUGCCGGUUGGCUGCCGCUCGCGCGAGCAGGUGCCUCUCGGCCUGUCAGCGGCGCUGCAGCGGCUCGCGCUCGGGGAGGAGGCGCGCGUGACAAUCCCCAUGUCGAUGCUGGAGCUGGCCUCGGAUGGGUCCGGCCGCUCGCGCGAGAUGAAGCUGCUGACCGCGCGGUGCCGCGCCGCCGGCCGCGCCGACGACGACUGCGAAGCCCCUACCGACCAGGACGGCCGCUCCGGCGGCGGAUGCGUCAACGGCAGCGGCAGCGGCGGCAGCGGCGUCGACGGCGACGCCAGCCGCGGCGGAAGUGCCCCGGCGGGCCGCGGCAAGCUGUCCGGCCGCCCCAUCCUGUCGGAAGCCGCCGAGCAGCUGCCAAACCUGGACCUGGGCGCCGCGCUGCGCGUCGACAAGCGGCUGCGCCCGAAGCGCCACAGGCGGGGCGUGGUCGGGUGGGCGGAGAAGCACGCGAGCUUCAACUACAAGGUGCCCUUCAGAGGUUUUAAGGGGCUGCUGCGCUGCCUGGGCGUGCGCGGCUGA
Molecule: messenger RNA, 543 nt
Organism: Monoraphidium neglectum
Lineage: Eukaryota; Viridiplantae; Chlorophyta; Chlorophyceae; Sphaeropleales; Selenastraceae
Exons: 3
Coding region: 1-543 (180 amino acids)
Source: RefSeq, a predicted model, not a curated record